Messenger RNA from Cooperia oncophora, 1215 nucleotides. NCBI's taxonomy places the organism in Eukaryota, Metazoa, Nematoda, Chromadorea, Rhabditida, Trichostrongylidae. The record is from the annotation of a GenBank genome assembly.
AUGGCGUACCCUGCCACAAAGACAAAAGGACUCGCUUGCUGGGGAUUCCCGUGGUUCCCCCUUAAUACGUUAGCGUCAAGUGCUCUUUUGAAGGUAAAGUUGAGAAGAAGGGCGCAGCCUUGCAAUAAAGUCCGGGAGAAAAUGUUAUUCACCCGAGUCGGGUUUCUUCGGUCUGAAAAAAGUCAUAACUGUUUGAGGACUGUGGAGGAGUUCUGCCCACGUGCCAUUUAUACAUCAGGCAAAGCUUCUACUGCUGCAGGUUUGACAGCUGCUGUGGUUAAGGAUGAAGAAUCGUUCGAGUUUGUCAUCGAAGCAGGCGCCUUGAUGUUGGCUGAUAAUGGAGUCUGUUGUAUUGACGAGUUCGAUAAGAUGGACCAGAAAGAUCAAGUUGCUAUUCACGAGGCUAUGGAGCAACAAACUAUAAGUAUAACAAAAGCUGGUGUGAAAGCGACGCUUAAUGCGCGUGCUUCUAUCCUGGCUGCAGCGAAUCCUGUUGGAGGUAGAUACGAUCGUUCACGCCCGUUGAAGCAUAAUGUGCAGCUGUCCGCACCUAUUAUGAGCAGAUUUGAUUUGUUUUUCGUGAUGAUCGAUGAGUGUAACGAGGUGGUUGACUAUGCUGUAGCGCGACGUAUUCUCGAUAAUCAUCGUGCUAUUUCUGAUCACAUCCGACGCGAAACAAAGUACACACUUGAAGAUAUUCAGAAAUAUAUCACGUUUGCGAAGUGCUUCAAGCCUCAGAUUAGCCCUGAAGCGGCCGAGUCGUUGGUCACGUCAUACAAACGCCUUCGUAUGAAUGACAGUAACAAUGCAGCAACUUCUUCAUGGAGGAUCACUGUGCGACAGCUUGAAUCCCUCAUACGACUUUCAGAAGCUUUGGCUCGUCUGCAUUGUGCCGCACAGUGUGGAGCAUGUAAAUCAAGCUUCGAAGUUGCUCAGCAAGUCGAUAGGAGGGUCGAGCAACCGGAUAUAGCUCUCGAUGAUGAUUUCGAUACGGAUGCAAUAAUGGAAGUUGACGAAGAUAAAGAAAAUGAAGCUGAGACUAUGGAAUCGGAUGAUGUGGAAGGAAAGCGAGCGAAGGUUGAUCAUGCUAAGCUGAAGAUUACAUUCGAAAAGUACAAGCAUCUGGCCGAUAUGCUUGUGCUUCAUAUGCGCUCGGAUGAAGAGGCUGUAGCCGAGGAAGAUUAUGAAGGCGUACGACAGGAUGCUUUGAUUGAU